This is a messenger RNA of Racocetra fulgida, 278 nucleotides long. The record is from the annotation of a GenBank genome assembly. Lineage: Eukaryota; Fungi; Glomeromycota; Glomeromycetes; Diversisporales; Gigasporaceae.
AUGACUCACAAGAAGAAGACCCACAAGAUGACCCACAAGACCCACAAGAUGACCCACAAGGUGACCCACAAGAUGAUUCACAAGAAGAUGACUCACAAGAUGACCCACUAGAAGACUCACAAGAUGAUGACCCACAAGAUGACCCACUAGAAGACUCACAAGAAGAUGACCCACAAGAAGAUGACCAUCAAGAUGACCCACUAGAAGACUCACAAGAAGAUGACCCACUAGAAGGCUCACAAGAAGAUGACCAACAAGAAGAUGACCCACAAGAUGUG